Messenger RNA from Polistes dominula (European paper wasp), 4427 nucleotides. RefSeq lists its product as uncharacterized. The record is from RefSeq and is a predicted model, not a curated record. NCBI's taxonomy places the organism in Eukaryota, Metazoa, Arthropoda, Insecta, Hymenoptera, Vespidae. Gene Ontology annotation, cellular component: extracellular matrix.
GAAGAAAAAAAAAACUAACGAGAAAAAUGAAAAAACGCGAAUUUAAUUUUUUAAUAUUUUCCCUAGCACUUUUACAAUUAGUGACGGGUGAAGAAGUCACGUUGAAGGAAUUAACGUUGCAGGUGAACACGAACAAAUUAUUAUCAGUGAGCGGUGAUAAAUUUUUAAGCCUUACAAUCGAUCCAUUAAUUAUACUUAAGUCCAACGAUGAUUCAACGAAUUACGAGAGAAGUAUUCAAAUGGCUAGAGCCUUAAGUCCCGCAUAUCUUCGACUUGGUGGGCCUCAAAGUAAUUCGUAUUUACUCGAUGAUAGCAACAACACAGACAACUUAUUUUCAGAAAAUAAUUGGAGACGACUCAAUCAAUGGGCUGAAAAGACCGGACUCGAUGUGGUGGCCUGUAUAUCGCCAAGAUUAAUGGCAAAUGAUAGCCAAGUGGAUCUCGUUUCUUUGACCGAUCGAAUGGGUUUCAAUGCUAGCUGGCAAUUGGGAUAUGAGUGCCAAACGAGAUGCAACUUUAGUGGUACCGACGUUGGAAGGUACGUUCAAAUUUUGCGGAAUAAAUUGAAUGCCAUUCCGAGAUAUUCAAAUAGCAUCAUCACCGGACCGGAUGUGCUCGAUUACCAAACAGAAGAACAACGGGAAUAUUUGGAGAAAUUUUUUACCGAGACAGAGGAAUCCCUCACAGCUGUCACGUGGCAUCCAGAUUUCACUAAUGUUAUUGAAAACGAAGAUGGUGUUGUUUUCGUGGAUAACGAUAAAUUGAUAUCAGAUAAGAAUAAUCUCUACGAAAUUCUAGGACAAGAUGUUGCGAAAAAAUCGCUUUGGAUUGCCGAAUCUAAAGGAGAGCCAAGGAAGAAUCAAUUUAUCGGUGCUCUUGCUUGGACCAACAGACUUGGAAAUACCGCUAAACUUGGUAUAGAAGUUCUAAUGAGACAACCAGUCGAUCUCUCGAAACCAACUCCAGAUUAUUGGGUAUCUGUACUUCACAAGAAACUGGUUGGUCGAGAAAUUUUAGACACAAGGAUACAAAUGGAUAACGAAAGUCACGUUCACUUUUACGUACAAUGUACGAAAGCUUCGGCUAUUUAUCAGAGAGGAGCUUUAACGAUCUUUGGUAUAAAUCUAACGCCAAUGAAAAUACGAGCUAACGUUAAGGGUUUCAAAAUAAAGAACCUUCACGAGUACAUUUUAACCCCAGGAUUUGAUACGGAAAAUCCUAUGUACGCUAAAACUGUUCUUUUAAAUGGAAAACCAUUGAGUUUAUUUAAAGAUACUGAAUUACCCUUAUUGGAACCAGUUAUAUAUAACAAUGAAAAGGGCUUGAGUAUCGAGUUAUCGUCAGGUGGAAUUGGAUUCUGGGUUGUUCCCGAUCAAAAGAUAAGUUCCUGUAUGGAUCACAAAAUUGAAAAGGAAAAUGUUAUCGUAAAAACAUUGAUAAAGGAAAAUGAGAUACUGAGAAAAAAACGAUUAAUCGAUUAUGAUCAAACCAUUAAGCGUAAUAAAAAUAAGAAAUGGCGUAGUUUAGCGAAAAGAGAACUAAACGUUGACGAAAGGAAAUUGCACGAGAAGUUUGUCAAAGUUUUUCCAAGAAAAUUGGCACAAAUCGAGAGAAAAAGGUCGACAAUGAGCGAAUCCAUUCGUAGAUCGAAUCAAGAUUUCGACAAAUUUUCUUCGGAUUUUUUGAAAACCGAUCAAAAAUACGAUCGAAGAAGGAUCAAACGAUCUUGGAUUGUGACGAGUAAAAAGAAUGAAGGAAAAAACACUGAGAAUAAUUUAUAUGGAUUUUCCACCAAAGAAGAAGAAAAGAUGAAAAAUUUGCCGAACGUUGACGUACUUUUACAGAUUGAUGAUUCUACGAGAAAAAACAUGGAUUACGAUUAUACGAAGAAGGAAAAAGAAAUAGAAGAAAAAGGAUAUAAAAUUGUAACGAUCGAUCAUACCAAGCCUGAAAAUACUUGGAUAAACGUUGACAAUGAUUAUCGUGAUUAUAUGCCGAAUGAAAUUGACCAAACUACGAGCAUAGAGAAUGUUGAUAUGAAAGAAAAUUCAAAUGAUUAUUAUAAGAACAUCUGGCAAGGUGAAAAUAUUCAAAAACACUGGAUAAAUCAAGUAAAUAACAAAGAAGACAACGGCAAGACAAAACCCGUCACAAACGUUGCUUCAGGUGUCGGUGAAGGGAGACGAAUCAAGGAAAAUACCGUGAAUAUGCUAAUGAACUAUUAUUCAGACUCUUCAGCAAGCAAAAGCAAUCAAGAAAACCUCGAAGAGUCUUUUAGAGUAAAGACUCAAGGAUCCAAACUCGAAGACUCAUUCGUGGCUUCCCUAGGUAAAACUAAAUUAACGUUGCCUGAAAUAAGAAGAAGAAGAAGAAGAAGAAGAAGAGCCAUGACUACUACUAUCGAGGAAGACAAGAUGACGGAUCUUGAUGUUUUACAUUAUUCCAAAUCGAUCGGUGUGCCAAUGAACAUUCCGACUUAUAUCGAUUCGAAACAAGCUGAAAGAUCGAAGAGGAAGGUAACAAACAUGGAUACGAUACUGGAGAAAGAAAUGAUCGAUGAGGAUGAAGCUAAUUCGAAGGAUUGUAAAUGUAGAGUGAUCAGAAAUUUCAACGACAAUUCGAAAUUCAAUCCUUGUAAGGUGGUAAAACGACGUGCAAACAAAAAUUAUAAAGUAACUACAGAAUCUGGUAAAAGGAACAUAGAAAAUAAUACAACUGAACAAUAUGAAGAAACUACAGAAACUGGUAAUAAAAACGUAGAAAAUUAUGAAACUGAACAGUACGAAGAAACUACAGAAUCUGGUAAUGAAAACAUAGAAAAUGAUGAAACUGAACAGUACGAAGAAACUACAGAAUCUGAAAAUGAUGAAACUGAACAGUACGAAGAAACUACAGAAUCUGGUCAUGAAAACGUAGAAAAUUAUGAAGCUGAACAAUUGGAAAAAUUAGAUGAACAAUUAGUAGAAUCCAUUAAUUCAGAACUCGAUCAAAUGGAUGAUCAUGAAACCAAUGAUUCAUCUGCAAUGAACACAGAACUUAGAAAUCAAUUAUUAGAGACUCUCGAAGACGAAUUAAAUGUUAGUGAUGAUGAACUCGAAACAAAGAAAGGCAAAUUUUUUCGUGGCCCUUCGGGGCAAAUCAAAGAAACGAAAGAAGAGAUUAAUUAUAACAAAGAUUCUUUUGAGAUUAUUCCGAAUCUUUCACAAAAUAUUACAUCCAUCACGAAGAAGGAGACCAAAACUAUUGAAAUCGGGAUUAAUGAACGUAAACGAUACGAUAAAGAUCAAGUUACCUUUGAUAAAGAAUAUUACGCUUUAGUCGAUUCUAAAGAGGAGAAAAAUCCAUGGAUGUUUCAGUAUCAAAGAAAAUCUAACGAAAAUCUAAGGAAUGUUUAUCAAAGUAAAGGGAAAGAAAUAUUGUCGGAUAAUUCUGAGAUUAUUCGUACCAUAAAAAUACCCAUUGGUUAUAUUUACGACGAAUCCGCGAAAACAAUGAAAUCCGAUUAUAAAAUAUCAGAAAAAUCUGAUGAUAUUGUUAAUAAUUCAACGAAUUUGAAAGGAAACAAUUCUAAACCAAUGAGAGAAGAUCUAAGAAAGAAAAUUUAUUCGAUUAGAAUAAUCCCAAAUUUGAUAGAAAAUGUGAAAAAAAUUGAAGACAUUUCUGAGAUUGGAAAAAAUCGAGAAAAUGUUAAUGUUAAUCGUCGUACACGAAGAGACGAAAACACCAUUCCUUUAUCCAAAGAUACAGAUCUUAUGGAAAAAUUAGAUCACAUUUUAUUAGAUGAUAAUCAAUUUUUACAAUAUAAUAAACUGAAAGAAAAUGAAUCUACUAGCAGCGAAGAAUUGACCAAAUUUGACAGAGAAAUAUUGAACAAUGAGAUAAAUCGUGACGAUUCAAAAUUAAAUGUAAAACACGUAUACAAUUACAUGAAAGAAAAUGACGAUAAAUCACCAUGGAAAGAUAUAGAUCGUGAAAAUUUAAAUAAAAAAUCUGAGAUACUUGAAGAAGUUUGGGAAUUCAAUCCAUUAUCGAUUUGGAAAGAAGAGACGAACGCGGUAGAUAAUUUUUGGAAAGAUUUUUCACGGCACGAUUUGGUGAUGAAAAAUAAUGGCCAAAGGGAUCAACCAAAUGGUGGUAAUAAUAAAUCAUCGUUUCUUCGAGGGUCUAUUCCCAAAUUACAAGAAAUGAUAACUGAGGGAUUUGAUAAAGCGCAGAACCUAACAGAAUCGUCCUUGAAACAAGUCACGGAUAGCAUCGAUAAAAAGUUUAACGAGACUUUACCGAAAGAUGAUAAAAAUAAUAACAUUUUGCAAAAUGUAACAUCGCCUAUGAAAACGGAAAAUAUUUUUCAAAGUAUGAUAACGAAUUUACAAAAAUUAUUCACUUUCUUCUUUAACUUUACUCGUAUAUUUAAUGACAAAUUAUAA